Armigeres subalbatus is the source of this 1061-nucleotide messenger RNA. RefSeq names its product exosome complex component RRP43-like. The coding region runs from base 138 to 1046 and encodes 302 amino acids. Gene Ontology annotation, molecular function: mRNA 3'-UTR AU-rich region binding. Gene Ontology annotation, cellular component: nuclear exosome (RNase complex); cytoplasmic exosome (RNase complex). Lineage: Eukaryota; Metazoa; Arthropoda; Insecta; Diptera; Culicidae. The record is from RefSeq and is a predicted model, not a curated record. Gene Ontology annotation, biological process: TRAMP-dependent tRNA surveillance pathway; nuclear polyadenylation-dependent rRNA catabolic process; exonucleolytic trimming to generate mature 3'-end of 5.8S rRNA from tricistronic rRNA transcript (SSU-rRNA, 5.8S rRNA, LSU-rRNA). The transcript is spliced from 3 exons.
UUAUCGGAUUAUCAUAACCUAAAAAUUGAUACCAAAAAUAAACAAAACUAUAACUCACAUGUAGUUCAUUAUAUUUUAUUUUUCAGUUUUGUAUUUUAAAGUAAUUUUAAAAUAAAUUAUAAAUUCAGCAUUUCUUGAUGGAUUUGAAGACGUACAAAAAAAUUCACCCGGUGAAGUACUACAAGGACUACCUGGAACAUAACAUCCGACCGGAUGGGCGCGAAAUUGGAGACCUUCGACCGUUAGCUAUUAAUUUCGGUUCUAUCAAAACGGCAGACGGAUCGGCAAUCGUAAAGAUAGGAAACACUACGGUAGUAUGUGGCAUCAAAGCCGAAUUGGCGCCCCCGAAGCCGGUCGCACCGGAAACUGGUUACCUGGUCCCGAACAUUGAGAUAUCCCCGCUGUCGUCGCCAAAGUAUCGCCCUGGUCCACCAAGCGAAGAGGCUCAAGUGUACAGCUGCUCACUAGCCGACGCUAUUAUCAAUUCAGGUUGCGUCAAUCUGAACGAUCUUUGCAUUACGAAGGAACAACUGGUAUGGGCACUAUACUGCGAUUUGGUCUGCCUGGAUCACGAUGGUUGCAUAUUCGAUGCGUCGAUGGUGGCUUUGGUGGCCGCGCUGCAUACCCUCCGCUUGCCGCAGGUUAAGCACAAUCCGGACACGGACGAACGCGAGGUGGAUGAGGAUGGUGAACGAAUUGCGUUGAAAUUGAAAUCGAUCCCAGUGACGACAUCGUUUGCGGUGUUUGGUGGUCGAAUUAUUGCCGAUCCGACGGCGGAGGAGGAAGCACUGGCCACAUCGACCAUUACGAUUACGAUUUGCGAUGCCACCCUGAGUUACAUCAACAAGAGCGGUGGCGAUCCGCUGGAGCAGAAACUGCUCGACGAAUGCAUUGAGAAUGCAAUGAAAAGGGAAAAGUCUGUGAGGGGUUUGAUACGAAAGAUGGUUAAGAAUCGAAAGCUGCUCUUUGCGUUACAUAUUCAAGAAACGUACCAUGCGAUGCGUUCAACAAAAGGCAGUUCGAUGGGUCAAUGGCGAAAUAUCUAAAAAAGGAGGACAUUU